AUGCCUGUCAGGUCAUCACGCAGUGUUGUCGUUAUAGUAAAGUGUAAGACACCACCCCACAUGGUAGUCACACCUCAUACCCAAAGAGCUGUGGAUGUGAAGCCCCCCAAAAGGCGCAGAACUGUGGAAGAUUUUUAUGCCUUCUGUAGCUAUAUCCUGGAAUAUGAGAAUUAUCCAGCCAUGAAGAAUGAGGAGGUAAGUGAUAUGAAACAAAAUAGCCCAUCUGGAAGCACAGGAAGCUUGGGCACUGACACAUCAUAUGAUAGCACCGAGAGUGGUAGUAGUCAUGGCAGCUCAACAUCUUCCAGUCCCCCUCAGCCCCGAGCCAGACGGAGCCAGCGCAUGCAGAAACCCAAAAAAUCCCCCUCUUCUGGCAAUGGAGAAUCUGAUGAGGAAGAUGAUCAUGACCUGGUGACGUGCUACUGCAAGAAACCCUAUGCCGGGAGACCGAUGAUUGAAUGUAGCAAAUGCUCUACGUGGGUUCAUCUCAGCUGUGCGAAAAUCCGCAAGAGCAACAUCCCUGAAAUAUUCCUGUGUUACAAAUGCAAGGAACCGAAGCACGAGGAAAGGCAACGGAAAGAGUGGAAUUGAGGCAUGCAGGACGAGGAAUGUGGGUGCCAUCUCGUCGUCUCAGGUUGCAUCAAGUACAAAUGGACCAUAACCGUGGGAGGGAGAGAGGGACAAGGCUGUUCUAGUCUUCACCUCAAGCAUCCUGGUGCAAUAUGUUGAUAUAAAGUUGCCAGUGUUUACCACAAAGCAGAUGGGGUUGAGUUUGAUGGCCUGCUAUGGGUCUGGAUUUUGAAGUGCAUAUUGCUCAGAUCUGAUUCAAUUGAUGGGGGUAUUUGGCAGUUGGAGACCUUCCUCUUGCUUUUCUUUUACCUUGAAAGAUGAAGAAUGACAAUUUUUUUGUUUAUCCCAAGAUGUCAUGAAUGAUAUUCAUGUCACGGGAAGUCAGGCACUUUUUCACUUGCCGUGUUCCGGUUGUGGUUGGGAGAGAAAAAUAUGCUUUCAUUAAUUCCCUCUCUUAGGUAGGCUUCACUUGCAUGCAAAGAGGGAGAAUGAGUGCUGUGCACUCCUCCCAAUUUUCUAUAUGCUUAGUCAUCCGAGAAAAUUAUUGAGCCAAGAUGAUUUUUUCAAAUAAAAGAACUUGAAGCACC
This is a messenger RNA of Darwinula stevensoni, 1157 nucleotides long. The record is from the annotation of a GenBank genome assembly. Lineage: Eukaryota; Metazoa; Arthropoda; Ostracoda; Podocopida; Darwinulidae.